AUGACACCGCGCCCCUACCCGGUCCACCUCGUCACGGCCUGUCAUGGCCUCUGGGGACACCCGUCCCACAUCGCCUACAUCAAGGAGUCGCUCCUGUACCACACCUCGCGCCCAACCUCGUCCUCGUCGUCAUCCUCGUCGCCUGCGCCAAAGGUCGUCGUCCUCGUGCCCGAGACCAACGCAGUCUCGUUCGCCCACACGUACGAUGGCAUCGACACGUGCGCCGACCGCGUCGUCGACGAGAUCGACGCCGAGCUCAAGCGCAUCCACGACGACGGCGGCCGAGUAGAGGCGUUCAGCAUCGUCGGUUACUCUCUCGGCGGCCUCGUUGCUCGCUACGUCCUCGGCCUUCUCGACUCGCGCUCCCCCUCCUUCUUCGACGACGUCCGCCCCGCCCACUUUGCGACGUUCGCCUCUCCCGCCAUCGGCAUUCCGCGGUACAAGACGUUUUGGUCGUCGACGUUCGCCUUCCUCGGCAGCCGCCUCCUGUCUCGCACCGGCAGCCAGCUCCACGAGCGCGACCGGUUCCUCCCCGCCUACUUUAACGCCGAGGCGCCCGCCCAGGACGGUCGCAAGGGCAUCAGCAAGCUCUUGCCCCGACGCAAUGCCGCAGAGCCGCUCCUCAAGAUCAUGGCCGACCCGCGGUACAGCUUCUACCGAGCCUUGACCCGGUUCGAGCACAUCGACGUCUUCGCCAACACGUGCGUCUCGGCCGCUCUCUCUUCCUUCCAUUCUAGUUCGUGA
Molecule: messenger RNA, 744 nt
Organism: Rhodotorula graminis WP1
Lineage: Eukaryota; Fungi; Basidiomycota; Microbotryomycetes; Sporidiobolales; Sporidiobolaceae
Exons: 2
Coding region: 1-744 (247 amino acids)
Source: RefSeq, a predicted model, not a curated record